Molecule: messenger RNA, 4466 nt
Organism: Cottoperca gobio
Lineage: Eukaryota; Metazoa; Chordata; Actinopteri; Perciformes; Bovichtidae
Gene: ncoa7b
Product: nuclear receptor coactivator 7b
Exons: 17
Coding region: 490-2910 (806 amino acids)
Biological process (GO): response to oxidative stress; regulation of transcription by RNA polymerase II
Cellular component (GO): nucleus
Source: RefSeq, a predicted model, not a curated record
UCGUUGUACUUCAGUGUUGGGCGUUAGCGUUAUAUGAGAUUGCAUAAACAGAAAUGCCAUAUUUUAAGAGUACGGGCUCGCGGCUGGAUCGAAUAAAAUAACCAUACCAUCUCCACCAGGUUGCUAUUGUCCUGUAAACGAAGUGGUUAGCUAGCACAGUUAGCGUCAGCUGUGGAAAUCUGAACCCUGUUCAGUGUGGCUGUUUGCUAAGACGUGACGGUCGCACAUAUUGUUUCACAUUAGCACAACAGGAUAUCUGUCUUGUGUUGCUGCUGCACCUCAAGAAGAGGCUGAAAUCUGUUCAAGAGGAAUUCCCAUUAAGCAAGCUGCUACACACUGAAGAAUGUAGCUAUGUGGGGACAAGAAAGAAGUGUGAGAGGUGAUCUUCCCAAAUCCGCUGGUCUGGACACACUGAGUGGGUGUGGGUGUGUAAGGGUGGAUGUUUGUAUGGAUGCUCUUGACUGCAUGCAGAUUUAGCACCCUGGCCUGAUGGAAAAGAGAGACAGGAAGCCGGGAUAUUUUGCCAGGCUGAAGAGGCGCAGACAGCUCAAGCAGAGCCAAUCGGAGAAGACUGUGACCGAGCAGAACCCCGCCAUCAUUUCCUGUCCAGACAUCCCAAAUGACGGCGACCCCACCAAGAAGACAGACCUACAGAGAAUAACAUCAAAGCCGCCUGCGGGCUCGGAUGAUGGCUGUAAAAGUGUUAAGGCAAAGAGGGAGAAGAAGAGGCCACCAGGGACGGUGGACUUCACUGUGGGACCGGAUGAUUCCCUCAACAGCAUCGCUCUCAAGUUCAACAUCACCCCGAACAAACUGGUCCAGCUGAACAAACUCUUUACUCGAAGCGUUUACCCCGGUCAGAAGCUGUUCGUCCCCGAUGUGAGCCAGUCAGAAGCCGACCCGAAGUCUCAGAGUUCCUCGGAUCUCUCGUUCACAAAUGGCUUAUCAGAGAAAGCGUCACAUGACGGCAUUUCAAACGGCAAGUCAGCAAAGACCCUCCGGCGGGAGCUCUCCCCAAACUCAGAGGAUGAGAGCCCUGCAACGGUUAAAUUCAUCAAGAUGAGCUGCAAAUAUUUCACUGAUGGCAUGGGAGUGGUGGGGGGCGUGCUGAUUGUGACGCCCAACAACAUCAUGUUUGACCCCCACAAGUCAGACCCCCUGGUGAUCGAACACGGCUGCGAGGAGUACGGCCUGAUCUGCCCCAUGCAGGAGGUCGUCUCCGUGGCGCUGUAUGACGACGUGUCACGCAUGAAGCUCAAAGAUGCUCUGCCAUCAGACCUACCCCAGGAUUUGUGUCCUGUGUACAGGCCCGGCGAGUGGGAGCAACUGCCGUCAGAGCGAGAUCUAAACCCCUUCAGCCGCUACCAGGCUCUGGAUCCAAAGCGACCAAUCGUCUUGGACGGCAUCAAAUCAACCCUCUCAGAAACUGUGAACACAGAGGGCGAGCAGACGCAGAAGUCUCCGUCAGAUGAAGGCUUUACAGAGUUGGAGCCGACUGCAAACGGGAGCACUGAAGAGGCGGAGGGGACAUCCUCCAAAACACAGAGCAUCGUCAGCAGGGACCGACAGGAUCUCGGGCCGAGCUGCCCAGGCCGGGGAGACUUUCAGCACAAGUCGAUUCUGGGUCGAACUAAAGCGAGGCUGGAUGAUGAUGAAGAGGAUGAGGGCGUAGCUCAGAACCGCUCCAUUGAGGAUAGAGAUUCAACACAAUCGUCUUUAGAGACUGAAAAACAGGGCGACUCGCAUGAUAAACCUACAAACCGAGAGGAAACCAAAGAUGUAAAACCUAAAGAGACCGAAGAGCUGCUAAAUGGUGCACAUGAUGAAAUAAUCGGCGCAUCAGGAAUCCAAAAUGGGAAAUUGAGUCUGAAGGAGGCUUCGGAGGUUCGCGGCGACUCAAGACCAGCAGGUGGCGCUGAACUCAGUGAGGAGGAGAGACGGAAGAAAAGCUAUGAGGCAGAAGUGAAGUCAUGGCUGCUGCAGAGGAUGCAGGCUCCAAUAGAAGACAUGCUGUUCUCAUCAGAGGAGAAGAGUAAAAUCCCACCAAUGUUCCUGUGCUUCAAGGUGGGAAAGCCAAUGAGGAAGUCCUUUGCCACCGGGAUGACCUCUAGCCCCGCCCACUCAUUUGGGGGUCGGGGUAAACAGCCAGAGUACUGGUUCGCAGUGCCGCAAGAAAGGGUGGACCAUCUGUAUGCAUUUUUUGUCCAGUGGUCUCCAGAUGUUUACGGGAAGGAAGCUCGAGAGCAAGGCUUUGUUUUGGUGGAGAAAGAUGAGCUGGACAUGAUCGACAACUUCUUCAGUGACCCUGCAUCUUGCAGCUGGGAGAUCAUCACCAUCGACGAGGCCAAGCGUAGGCAGAGUUUCAGCAGCUGUGACGGAGAGUUGUCAGUAGAUGCACUGCCCGUACUCAGUGAGGCCAGUAGUCUGCUGCAGGACACACACAUUGAGAAGCUUGCCUGUCGCUUGCCGGCCCGUGUGCAGAUUUACCCCUGGAGACUGGCCUACAGCACUGUGAAACAUGGGACCAGCCUGAAGACUCUGUACAGGAGCCUGGCAGACGUGGACAGUCCUGUGCUGCUGGUCAUCAAAGACAUGGAUAACCAGAUAUUUGGGGCUUUCUCGACUCAUCCCUUCAAAAUGAGCGAACACUGCUACGGCACAGGAGAGACGUUCCUCUACAGCUUCUGUCCUGAGAUCAAGGUGUACCGCUGGACGGGGGAGAAUUCUUACUUUGUGAAGGGCAAUACUGAUUCUCUGCAGAUGGGAGGAGGAGGCGGUCAGCUGGGCCUGUGGCUGGACUCUGAGCUGUACAGAGGCACCACCACCAAAUGCGCCACCUUCAACAACCAGCCACUCUCCACCCAGCAGGACUUCAACAUCCACAGUGUGGAGGUCUGGACCUUCGAGUAGCCUCACCUGCUCCCAGCUACUCCUACAUUCACUCUGCUCCAAACCUUCAAACACCCCCAAGUCUUUUACGCGCCACUUGGAGGCAAAUCUAGCUACCCCACAAUGACACUAAAUGUUCUGUGAGAGAGGCUUGUGACUGAAAACAGAGCUCUGUAGCCUGUUUUGAGGUGGGUUUGACCUGCAGGUAGGUUGGCCAGUUCACGUCUGGUUCCUUCCUCCUUCAAAGGUGGAAGUGUGAGAAAACUGUCGUUGCUCUCCGUUCAUUGGCUGCCUUAGACAUCCGUCAACUCCUCCACCUUUCCCAGCAUGCAGACUGCCUUACCACCAAAAGCUCAUGAGGAGACAGAGAAGAGGAAGGAUGAUGUUACUAUUGAGGUUACCCUGAAAAUAUUUUAAGUGUGUAUGAAAGAACAAGGUAUCAAAUAAUGCUGUACUUUAAUUUGUGCAGAAAUAAUGAUGUAAAUAGUGUCUUUGGGAAUGUACAGGAUAAUGUGCUGAAGAUGGAUUUUUUUUACAAUACAAUGAAUUUCAAACUUUAAGGGACGUGGAAAUUGGCAGGGAGAAUUUUUUUGGAUCCUCCACCGUUAAAUUCAUUUCAAUACAGGAGGAAAUGUUUCAAAUGUUUACAAUGGAAGUGUCGCACCUCCUCUGAUGGCCAUCUUGUUCUCUUAUUGUUUUCAUUUAAGAUGUAUGUUUCAUGGCAUUUCCUACAUACAUAUAAUGUUUAAUUUCCCUGUACAAUCCUAAAUAAAGCCAGGUUUGAAAUGACCAAAUAUGUUCUAUUUUAAUUUAAAAUGAGUUGUGAACUUAUUUUAUAAAAUACUUUAGAUUUCUUUAUUUUUACAUUUUAUUUUGUAUUACAUUCUUUUUGUUUUUUAUGGUUGUACUUUUAUAGAAAGUGUUAAAUGGUUCUGUUUGUGAUUGGACCAAACAAGCACUAGAAAUGACUGUUUGUCAAUAUUUAAUUCAUAUCUCACGUCGACUGAUUUUAUCCCUUUUCAUGUGUGGUCAUUGUUGUUCAGAGAGCCCGUAGAAGUUUGCACUUUGCACAACAGAUUAAUUGACAGUCAAUGCUGUGUUGUGGCCCUGUGUAAUUACACAUUUGUUCCAUGUAAAAAUUGUUACUGAAUACUAUUUGAUCACCACAAGAGGCAUGAUUCCUGUCCAACCACAGGUCAGCCUCCGCUUUACUUAAAAAUGGAAAAGUCUGUUUUUGCACUCUGGUAUGCCACUAAUUAAAAAUUCCGAUCUACUAACACGUAAAAUAAAUGUUCAUUUAUAUCUUGUGUGUCUGACACAGGCUUGUAGUGCAUGAAUAUGCGAUACUGCAAAUGUCUGACACCACUGUUAUGAUAUCUGCCAUACUAUUCACUAAUGCCAGUUAUCGCUUCAUGUGAAAAUGAGCUUUGUUGUCUUGUGUUGUAACUGUGAAUGUUCCCUGAGUAUUAUUUCUUGUGAAUCCAAAAUUGCUGUGAUAUGACUAAGGAUCUAUUUAUUGUGAUGUUAUAGCAAAUGCAUUUAAACCUAAAUAAAUGUUAUAUAUACAUAUAUAAUAA